AUGUUCUAAGAAAAAUUAAAAAGAACUGAGAAAUCUGUAGAAGAAUUAAAAGGGUAAUAUGAUGAAUUGAAAUUAAUUAUAGAGAUAAGAACUAGGGUUAGUUUGUUCAAAAAAUAUUAAAAAGAAUCAUAGAUUAAUUAAGCAAAAUUUAAUUAUAAAUUACAUCCUUAGAAUAAUAAUUAUCAGAUGAAAAAUAAAUCAAUUGAAAAAAUGUUGAAAUCAAGAAACAAACUUAAAAUUUAAUACAAAAAAAUGAAUAAAAGUUUAUUAACUAAUCACUAAAAAGGAGUAAUGAAGAAGGAUUUAGAUUUAGUAAGGUAUUUGAAAUCUUUGGGAUCAUUAAAGAAAAUUAUGAGAAGGAAAAGAAAUAAUUAACUAUAGAACUAUUUAAAAUGAUUGAUGAACUAAUUAAAGAAAUAUAAUUCAGAAACAUAGAUCAAGUAUUAAAAAGAGAAUAAAAUAUUAAAAUAAAUUAUACAAAGAAGGCAUCUUAAGUUUUUAUUUAUAUAUUUAGAGUGUUUAAUAUGAAGAAGCC
This is a messenger RNA of Paramecium sonneborni, 535 nucleotides long. NCBI's taxonomy places the organism in Eukaryota, Ciliophora, Oligohymenophorea, Peniculida, Parameciidae. The record is from the annotation of a GenBank genome assembly.